Anthostomella pinea is the source of this 1131-nucleotide messenger RNA. The record is from the annotation of a GenBank genome assembly. NCBI's taxonomy places the organism in Eukaryota, Fungi, Ascomycota, Sordariomycetes, Xylariales, Xylariaceae.
AUGGCCCAUAUACUCGCGCCCGCUACCGCCCCGGCUACCGAAUUGGGUCGCUACCGGAUCCUCUCCUCCACCGCCGGAGUUCGAGUCUCCCCACUUCAGCUGGGAGCCAUGAGCAUUGGCCAAGCAUGGGAGAAGGAGUUGGGUUCCAUGGACAAAGAAGCUUCAUUCGGACUCCUCGAUGAAUACGUCUCGAGUGGGGGAAACUUCAUGGAUACCGCCAACGAUUAUCAAGAUGAUGAAUCCGAGGCCUGGCUCGGUGAAUAUUUCGAGAAGAGGGGUACCCGCGAUCAAAUGGUCAUCGCCACGAAGUACACCACGCAUUAUCGCAAGCACGACCUAGGCCUGGCGGGAAUCAAUUACUCGGGGAACCACAAGAAGUCCCUUCGCCUCAGUGUGGAGGCGAGCUUGAAAAAGCUUCGUACCUCCUAUAUCGACAUCCUCUACCUGCAUUGGUGGGACCACACCACCUCGAUUGAAGAAAUCAUGGACUCCCUCCACGUCCUCGUAGAGCAAGGCAAAAUCCUGUACUUGGGCAUGUCGGACACCCCAGCAUGGAUUGUUAGCGCCGCCAACUACUACGCCCGCGCCACGGGCAAGACUCCCAUCAGUAUUUACCAAGGCCGGUGGAGCGUCAUGCUGCGCGACUUCGAACGAGAGAUCAUCCCAAUGGCACGCCAUUUCGGAAUGGCACUUGCUCCAUGGGGUGCCAUGGGUGCUGGCAAGUUCCAAUCGAAAGAAGCAAUUGAAGAGCGGAAGCGUAAAGGCGAGCCACUUCGAAGCAUCCGGGGCUCUGAGCAAUCCGAGGAUGAGGUCAAGAUCAGCGAAGCUCUCUGUAACGUCGCUGCCGAGCAUAGCAGCGAAAGUCCGACUGCGAUUGCUCUGGCCUAUGUCAUGAGCAAGUAUCCCUAUACGUAUCCCAUUCUUGGGGGUAGGAAGGUCGAGCACCUGAGGGACAACAUCGCGUGUCUGAAAAUCACUCUGACGGAACGACAAAUCGAGUACUUGGAAGGCAUCAUUCCUUUCGACCCGGGAUUCCCCAGCAAUCUCAUAGGGCCGGAUCCGAAGGUUACUGGGAAAGCUACCGCAUUACUGGCUGCCAGCGGAAAUUUCAACUUUGCGAUCGCCAAGUAA